AGGUGUCUGGCCUCAGCACGAUGUGGUUCGUGCUCACGAACAGCAUCGGCCUCGCCUUCUUCUACUUCCUCAUGUCUACGCCCGUGCGGACCAGCGCGUGCGUGCUGGGGCAGAGCGGGCGCGUGAUGGUGCUGGACAGGCAGCCGCUGAUGUCGUCCACGAAGGCGGCCAAAGCGUUCAUAGGCAUCGGGAUCUCCAUCAUGGGCUUCGCCACCAUGCUGCACUGUACCCUCCGUAGCAAGGAGCGGAUGGUGUUGCAGGCGAAUGAGUCGGACGACCCUAGGGUUAUUGGGGCGGUCGGCAAGGACGUCUUCGCCCAGCUGCUCGUGGGGAAGGUCCACUUCUUCACGGCCCUGUUCAUCGCGAUCGCCUGGUGCUGCUGGUGGGCCCUGCUCAAGACGCGCAUCCGCCCCUGGGGCUACAACGACGAGAGGAACUUCUACGAGUCCGGGGAGGCAUCCGUAGCCCAGUACUUCCGCACGGGCAUCCGCGGUGCGAUCCCCUGCAUGUCCAAGCGGCGCAGGGUGGGCGGCAUGCGGCUCUUCUUCGGGCCGUACCCCGAGAAAUCCAUCUUCAACCAUCUGGGGAGCAACUUCGACACAUUCAGAAACGUGGAGCCCAUGCUCGUGCUUCCCAGCGAGAUCGGCGGCGCCUACCCGGCAUCUGGAAACCCGACGAAGUCGAGGUCGGCAGAGGAUCAGGCCCAGCUGGCUCAGCUCGUGCUCGGGCUCCUCAACGCGUUCCUGGGGAUACUAGGAUUGGCGCUGUUCGGCAUUUCGAUCUACAACCUGGCCACGUGUGUGCAAAGCUGCCCCGUCGGCAGCGCGAUCAGGCCGUGCGUGCAGGGUAUGGACUGCACGGCGGUCAGCCGGGCGCCGUGGUUCCAGCGCUACUUGCUGGCAAAAAACUUGCGGUCGCACGACCAGAUCGUCCGCGACUCCGUGAUGGCGUCGGUGUCUAUCAGCACUAUCGGUCUCUGGCUCGACACGGCGUCGAUCGAUCAGACCACGAAUCUGAUCCUCAACAUCUCACAGACUGCCUGUGCGAGGCGGCACGACGAGCUGUUCAAUGAUCCCAACGUGACCCUCAACAGCCCCAACGCGAACCCCGUAGCCGUGAUGGACGCCAAGAACUACCUCGACGCGUAUAAGAAG
Prorocentrum cordatum is the source of this 1154-nucleotide messenger RNA. Lineage: Eukaryota; Dinophyceae; Prorocentrales; Prorocentraceae. The record is from the annotation of a GenBank genome assembly.